This is a messenger RNA of Branchiostoma floridae (Florida lancelet), 910 nucleotides long. Its product is annotated as protein Churchill-like. Lineage: Eukaryota; Metazoa; Chordata; Leptocardii; Amphioxiformes; Branchiostomatidae. The transcript has 4 exons. The record is from RefSeq and is a predicted model, not a curated record. Gene Ontology annotation, biological process: multicellular organism development; fibroblast growth factor receptor signaling pathway; positive regulation of DNA-templated transcription. Gene Ontology annotation, molecular function: zinc ion binding. The coding region runs from base 26 to 454 and encodes 142 amino acids.
GAUAUCCCGGGACAAAACUUAACCAAUGAAGAUCUUCGUUACAGAAUUCCGUAGCAGCCAUUUUGCCCAGGAAUGGAACUGUAGCCGGAGGCAGGGCAGCGACAAGAAAUCGGACAUGUGUCAGAACUGCGUCAACAACGUCUUUCCAGAUAGGGGCCACACCUGCCUGGAGAAUGGGUCCUAUCUGAUGAACUUUGCAUCCUGUGCCCAGUGUAAUAAGAAAGAGAUGAUCAAGAUCCACAACAAAGAGGAGACGGAGGAGGACCAAGAACAAGUCAUCACAUACCAACAUGUGUGCCAGAACUGUGACCAUGUGAUAGCAGAACAUGAGUACAGAUUUUGUGUGGAGGAUGGCUAUCAGGAGUAUCAGAUGACAUGUCUACUAUGUGGGUCAGGAGAGGAUUCCAUCAGCAUUCUACCAGAUGAUCCCAGAAAGGAGAUGGACUUGUUUUAAUUGGUGUAAAGGAAUAUAUAAAGCAUACAUCUACUUUUAGCAGAUUUAGUCAUUCAUUUGUCCAUUCAUCCAUGGAUGCUGAAAACAAGUCACUUAUUUUUCCAUCUGUUUAAUUUGCAAAUUCUGAUAAGUAGUGGUAGAUAUCAAUGUUGGUAGGUACAUUAGUGACCUUCUGAAGUGUAUAAUUGCAAAAAUUGGUUAAAAAAAGUAACUAUUGAAAAGUAUUAGAUGUAUAUCAGUAUGUGUGUCCAGUAUUAUGACACAAGUCCGUUGAAGGAAAACGCAACUAUUUUGUGGUAUCUAAUGCAGUUUUGACUUUGACUAUGUACUUCCAGAACUUGCAAGGUCAUUUAAAAUGAAAUACAUGACAUGAUAUCCUCUGACAAGACUGUGCUUGUUUUAAUUCAACAAUGUACACCACCUUUCACUGCAAUUUAUAUUUCUAUAUGAGAAAAG